CUGAGGGGGCAGUGGAAAGGCCUGGCAGCCGAGUCGGAGAUUCUAGAGACUAUUAUCUCCACUCGAAGUGUUGUCCCAUCGUGGGGACCUGAAGAAGGGCCCCUUCGCUCUCCCAGAUGGCGUCCACGCUCCCCACAUCAGAUGACCAGGGACCACUGUUGUUUGAAGAUCUGGACGUGUAUUUUUCUCAAGAGGAAUGUGUGAGUCUACAUCCUGCCCAGAAGACCAACAGCAGAGACGCCCCACUGGAGUGUGUUGAGGAUUUGGACUUGACAGGAGGGGAAGACAAGACUGAGACCAAUCAGCAGUUAAGCCUAAAGUCUAUGGAACUUGAAGAGCUGUCCCUAGAAACGUACUCCAUUGCUGCACCCCUUGUCCAUUUCUCUGAAAAAUCUGAGGAUGAUGUUGGAACACAUGAAAGCCAAAUGUCAGGUGGAACUUUCACUUGCAAGACUAAGGUUAUAAGCCUCUUGGUUACCAUUGAAAACCAAACCCCACUAGUAGAAUUAUCUCAAUGUUUAGGAGUCAAAACACUUUCUGAUAUUAUUGAAGUUCCAUGGGAAGAAGCCAAAAAUGUGUACAAGUGUCCUGACUGUGACCAAAGUUUCAGUGAUAAUACAUACCUUGUUUUGCAUCAGAAAAUUCAUUCAAGAGAGAAAAAGUACAAAUGUAGUACCUGUGAGAAGACCUUCAGUCACAGAACCAACCUCAGGACACAUAAGAGAAUCCACACUGGUGAGAAGCCUUACAAGUGUACCAAGUGUGCUGCCAGCUUCCGGCAACAGUCACACCUGUCCCGACACAUGAAAAGCCAUAUAAAGGAAAAACCAUAUACAUGUUAUGUAUGUGGGAGAAGUUUUAUGUGGCUCCCAGGAUUGGCAGAACAUCAGAAGAGUCAUACUGAUAAAAAUUCUUAUCAGUGUGCUGACCGUGAUCAACGUUAUUGUCCAGAAACAAAUCUGGCUUUGCCUGAAAGAACAGGCUCAUCAGACACCCCAUACCAGCACACACAGUGUGUGAAGAGCUUGGAGCAGCCCUCAUACCCUGCUCUCCCUGAGAAGGACCAUAAGGAUGAGUCUAAGAACUGCAGUAUUGAUGAUGAAGACUUUUUUUCAUUCUCCAGAUUCAAACCCUUACAAUGUCUUGAUUGUGACAUGACCUUUCCUUGUUUCUCGGAGCUUGUUUCUCAUCAAACCAUUCAUGACAUGGAAAAACCUCAUAAAUGUAAAACAUGUUCAAAAACUUUUGCUUUAGAAUCAGAACUUUCAUCCCAUGAGAAGACCCACAUAAGAGAAGAACCUUUUAAAUGUACAGUAUGUGGGAAGAGCUUUAGAGUGAAUAUGCAUCUCAUCACUCAUAAACGAACCCAUAGGAGAAACACCAAGUAAAUACAAGCUUUUGCUGCUACUGUGUGGGCUUUUCAGUAUAUCUAUGAUGGGAAACACUGCUUAUGUGUGGGGCACCAGGAUAAGCAAGCACUUUACACACAUUCCAUGUAAUGCAGGCAGUAUUAUUUAUUACAUCUGAUUUAGAACAGAGGAGACAUAAUCAAUGUUACAUAGAUAGCAUGUGAAGCCAGGAUUUGAACCCAGUUACUUGAUCAAAUUCCAUUUAUAUGAGCCAGAGUAACAUGAAACUUUACAAUUCUGCUUUUGACUGCUGGAUGCAAUGGCACACACCUUUAAUUUCAGAAAUUAAGCAGCAGAAACAGGAGGAUAUCUGUGAGUUCAAGGCCAGCCUGGUCUACAUAAUGAGUUCCAGGAUAGCCAGGGCUACAUAGUAGAAUCCUGUCUCAAAAACCAAAAUAAUUUAGUUUUUGUUAAAAUGAAGGUUAUUGCUAAUUUUUUUUUUUAGGAAGAAGAAACUAUUUUUUGUCAGUUUUGUACAUGUAGUAUCUAGGAAAAUGAAUGUAUUUAUAUUUCUUUUUAUACUUUUGUUAAAACUAUUUCAGUGUAAUGUUUGUAUAGAAUAUUUGUUUUAAUGUGAAUUUCUAGUUCAGGACUCCAUAUAAAGCUACCAAAUGAGCCAACUU
Phodopus roborovskii (desert hamster) is the source of this 2032-nucleotide messenger RNA. RefSeq names its product zinc finger protein 597 (gene Znf597). The record is from RefSeq and is a predicted model, not a curated record. NCBI's taxonomy places the organism in Eukaryota, Metazoa, Chordata, Mammalia, Rodentia, Cricetidae. Gene Ontology annotation, biological process: regulation of DNA-templated transcription. The coding region runs from base 117 to 1388 and encodes 423 amino acids. The transcript has 3 exons.